AUGGCUAAGGCGAGCAACUCCUCGGAAAGGACAUCCACUCCUGCUACUGAAAGUGACAGCUCAAUCGAUUGGCUUGAGUCUGAUGAAGACGAGGAAAAAAAGUUCUCCUAUUCCUUCGGUCUCAUCGCCUCCUGCUUGGGUUGUGUCCUCGGCACGGGAAACAUUUGGCGAUUCCCUCGAAUUGUUGCCACAGCCAGAAGUCUCUGCUUCAUCUUGGCGUGGCUCUUCUUCCUCUUCGCCUGGUCCGUCCCACUGAUCAUCACUGAGUACACGAUUGGUCGAUUCACCCGAAGCUCUCCAGUAAUUGCCUUUCAAAAAUUUCUUGGAUCAAAGUGUCUGUGGAUCGGUGGUUGGGUUACAGCUAUUUCCUUUUUAAUCAGUGCCUACUUCUCAGUUGUGGUUGGAUGGUGUUUCUACUACUUUUACGUCGCUUGUGCAUGGCGAGAACUGCCCUCCACAGAACCGGAGAGCAAACAAAUCUUCGAGGAUUUCAUUGGUACCUACUGGCCACUUGGACUGCAUACCCUCGAUUUACUCAUCUGUGGAAUUGCCGUCUUUAAGGGUGUGAAGGGAAUCGAAUUAGCCAACAGCUUCAUGGUUCCGAUUCAACUCAUCAUCGUCACCUCCACUUUCUACUGGUCCUUGUUUCGCGAGUAUGCCGAUGUGGGCAUAAAAUUUAUGUUCACACCUGAUUGGUCUAUGUUCGCCAACCCACAGGUCUAUGUCGAGGCAGCGUGUCAGAACGCGUUUGACACAGCGGCUGGAAUGGGUCUGUUCUCAGCCUACGCUGCCUACUUUACACGCAAAACUGGGGCUGUGCGAUUUGGCACCCUCCUUCCAGUGGUGAACAAUCUCGUUAGCCUGGUCUGUGGCUUGAUGAUCUUUUCCACAGUCUUCUCCACGCUCAUUCAAACACAGCCCACUCUGACAAUUCCCCAGAUUGUCACAAUCAUGAAGGAGAGUGGUCCAGGUAGUACAGGUCUUACAUUCACUUGGAUUCCAGUGCUCAUGUCAAAACUGGGGAUUGCGGGUCGUGUUCUUUGUGGCCUCUUUUUCCUCUGUCUCUCCUUCGCUGGAGUGACCUCCAUGAUUGGCUACAUUGAGCUUACUGCUCGCACCAUCCAAGAUUUUGGGGUGAAACGCCUUUAUGCUACGACAGCUGCACUCAUAGUUAGCUUCCUUGUUGGGGUCCCCUCGGCUCUUAGCAUUGGCGUUUUGCAGAAUCAGGACUUUGUUUGGGGAUUUGCGCUUAUGAUAUCGGGCAUCUGCUACUGUGCUCUCGUUAUUCACUACAAUCCCGUCAAAUACCGACGGGUGAUUAUUAACGACUUCGGUCUCAAGGACUGGAAGCUGCCGUUCAUUUGGAUUAUCCUCAUUGCAGGCAUCGUGCCCUUUGAAGCGGUUGGUCUAAUUUGCUGGUGGGCCUAUCAAAACAUCGCCCUUGCUGAGGACUGGUACUUAAUCAAGUGGCUCAUUCUGUUUGUUCUCCUCGGUGGACUGAAUAUCGUUGUGUAUUGUUGCAAAUGGAAUCUGCUGAAGGACUCCUCUUGCAAGGGUUCCGAUCCUUACCAUCUGGAGGAAAUCUACCCACAAAGUGGCUCGUUGAAAAGUCCUCCUUUCGUACACGUAGAAGAUGGAGAUGAAGGUUCUUAUGAAAAGAAUGAAGCAUUCUAA
Molecule: messenger RNA, 1674 nt
Organism: Echinococcus granulosus
Lineage: Eukaryota; Metazoa; Platyhelminthes; Cestoda; Cyclophyllidea; Taeniidae
Product: sodium-dependent transporter
Exons: 12
Coding region: 1-1674 (557 amino acids)
Cellular component (GO): membrane
Source: RefSeq, a predicted model, not a curated record